This is a messenger RNA of Symbiodinium sp. CCMP2456, 285 nucleotides long. Lineage: Eukaryota; Dinophyceae; Suessiales; Symbiodiniaceae. The record is from the annotation of a GenBank genome assembly.
AUGUCUUGUGGACCUUGCCACAUGAUCGCGCCGGUCUUUCGCAAGAUCUCCAAGGAGUUUGCUGGCAAAGCCUACUUCCGCAAGGUGGACGUGGCCCGGAACCAGCAGUUGGCGCACCAGCAGAACAUCCGAUCCAUGCCGACAUUUCAGUUCUGGAUGCGGGGAAAGAAGCGACAUCAGUUCUCCGGCGCAGACGAGUACUCGCUGAGAGAGUGGACGCAGAAGCUGAUCCAGGAGGCCUCUUUAAGUCGCGUGUUUGAGGUCCCACUAAAGAACACAAACUAG